Messenger RNA from Yarrowia lipolytica CLIB122, 1620 nucleotides. RefSeq lists its product as uncharacterized. The record is from RefSeq and is a predicted model, not a curated record. NCBI's taxonomy places the organism in Eukaryota, Fungi, Ascomycota, Dipodascomycetes, Dipodascales.
AUGGCACGCAACCCCAGAAAACGCACUCGCGCCAGCAAGCAGACCGCAUCCUCAUGGACAUCUCAGAUCGCCCUUGAUACUACAAGCCAAGACGUGGAAAUCGACACAAAACAUGAAGUGUCUCAACCUGGGGAAAAAGUUCAUGCAGGGUCUGACACAGAGCCUGACGCGGUCAAAAUGGAGAAUGAAUACGCCUCCAACAACACAUCAGAGCCACCAGCCGCUGCCGCUGUGAAGCUAGAGUCAUCAGAAACUGUCAUUGCAUCAGAUUCUUCCACACGAAUGUCCUGGAGUGUGGCCUCUUUCCCUGUGUUUGGAGACACAGAACUACCUCGCGCAGCUGCAUUUACCUCCAAGACGCCUCUACAAGAGAUCUCAGACGCGUCUCUCAAUGUCCAGGCUUUAUCGCCGCAUGUGAAGCCUGAAGAUGUCUUAGCGACCCCUGGAGUCAAGGGGGAAUGUUAUGACAUAUUCCAGUUUCUGCAUGAGGAGUACCAACCUGAAGCCGGUGCCCUGAAUCUCGAUCAACAUCUAUGGGGAUACAGAUCAGAUCUCUCUGCUUCAGUUAGACUCCUCAUGAGCUCAGACUCUGCUCGUCGCCUCUCCAAGUUUUGCAUUUCACUGGAAGGCGACGUGGAGAUCUCGGGACCUACCACAUUCCCCAUCUGCCUCAUAUCAGUAGACUCUAAUGGGGUAUAUGGAGGCGUCCAUCCCAGGGAGGCUCUUCGAAAAAAUCUUUUGGCAGAUCACAAGUACAGAUUCCAGCCCGUGUUUGCUAUUCCACGCGAGGAGUUCAUGUUCCCCGGAGAGGAGUUCCUUAGGAGCUCUAAGAUAGCUGAGGAUCUGGAGUAUACAACAAUUAUCCUAAACCCUUACGAACACGGAGCCCUGGAGUCCGUCAUCAGUAUCAGUGGUUCAUUGAAUCACAUUUCACGCAUCAUUCGGUUUUUCUGUGUGCGGUCCAGAACUUCAGUUCUUCAGCUGUUGAUCGGGAACUUGACCCACAACGAAAGGACUGAUAGAGCCGCAGUAUGUUGUUCCAUUCGUCCUGGAGUCGAGAUCGGAAAAUGGUCGUUGCCUGGAUCCAACGAGUCCGUUGUUUCCAUUCCCAUCACUAUUGGUUCCAGUGGCGAUGGGAAUAGAUGGUCUAUCGAGCCCAGACUUGAUGCUAUCGCCAAGCUUUGUUACCUCAACAACAACCCCCCCGUGGAGGACUUCAAUUCCCAAUACGAGCCUGUGAUGCCGAUCGUGGAAUAUGGUGGUCUAUGGACCAAGCCAGUAUUUUGCUAUGACUAUCCAGAUGCCAUGGCCACUGAGAGUGAGGGUGACGGUGAAGAAGAACAGCCUAUCACUGGGUCUGAGAUUGGCAGUGAGUUCUUUACCCCCGACUCAGUGUUGGAGAGGAGCGUUUACCAGACCGAUAUUGUUCUUCCUCGCUUUAAUCAGAAGACACAGCUGAUCCACGGAGAGGUCAAGCGGCUGUCUGAAAAGCUGGGAAUCACCACUAGAACCUCUAAUGUCAACUCGGGUCUCAUCACCGGGACCAGGGUUGAUCUUGCUGGCGACAGGGAUAAGGUCCAGAAGCUCGUUGACACAGUUCGGGAUAUCGCUCAGUCCUGA